AUGUGCUGCCGUGCCCUGCUAUUCCUGUGCACCUUCGCCGCCCUGGCCUCAGCAGCCACCGAUGGGGAGCUCCGGCAGGCAGUGGUUGACGGUGACCAAGAUACAGUCCAGGAGCUGAUCGCCUCGGGACGGGUGAAUGUGAGCGACGUUCGGGGUGAGGAUGAGGAGACAUUAUUACACAACGCUUCAAGCGACGGCCAUGCGAGAAUUGUGGAACUGCUGCUGGCAGCUUGGCCCGAUGGGGUCCAGGCAGUUGACAGGAGGGGCCACACGCCCUUGCAUAUUGCAACUCGUCGGGGCCGUUCGAAAAUAGCAGAGCUGCUGUUGGCAGCUUGGCCUGAUGGGGUCCAGGCCGUUAGCAAGUGGGGCCGGACGCCCUUGCAUUUAGCAGCUGAGGGGUGGGGCCUUUCGAAAAUAGCGGAGCUGCUGUUGGCAGCUUGGCCAGACGGUACGAAGGCCGUGGACGACAGUGGCAGGACUCCCUUGCAUUUGGCAGUUGCCUCGGGCCAGAUGAGCAGUGCAGAGCUGCUGCUGGCAGCUUGGCCAGACGGAGCCCAGGCCACCGACAAGGCAGGCCGCAACCCCUUCACUUUUCUGGAAAGUGCCCAAGAAGCCUACUGCGACCCGCUGAUCUAUGUAGGAUGUAACGGCACCUCCGCAAUGCAUGACCACCGUCUCCGGGAAGCUGCGGUGCACUUGGAAUGUUGGGAUCCAUUCCAACUGUCGAAACCGUCGUUGGAGCUUUGGCUCCAAUGCGGCGGUGAUGCUCGCUGGCGACGCGCUAAACCUCUGGUGGACAUGCUCGAGAGACAAGAUGCUCAAACUUUUCUCAACGCUGAAUUCCUCGCAUUGACCUUGAAAGACUGGAGGACAUGGCUCAUCCCCGUUAUUGCUAGUACAGUUGCAGGUGCUGAAGUUCUUCUCGAGCAGCGACUCCAAUCUUUCAGGUGGCGGCAACGAGAGCAACGGGCUGAGAAUGGCGAGGAAUUCUUGGAAGGUGCAACGAUGUUGGUGGCACGGGCUUGUGGUGGGAGCUGGCUGAUGCUCCGAAAGCUGUGGCGGUGGAUCGAGGCCGUGGUCGCAGUUUUUCUUUUCGGAUGGAGCUUGCUCUGGAUGAACCCACAAUGGUGGGUGCCACUGGUCACUUUGGCCCAUUUCCUCCCUGCGGCAUGCCUCCAUGGACCGAAGGAGAUUCUCCGCGUGCCGGUGCGUGCACUGGUGACUACCGAUCUAUCCAGCUUUGCGAUUGCCUUCACACGCACGGCCAUUUUGAUGCAAAUAAUGUUGUUCAGACUGACGACGACUGAAUCAGUGCUCGCCAACCCGCUGGCGUUGGAUUGGAACGAAUACAUUUGGCCUGAUUUGAAAGACAGCUUGCUGUCGGACCACUUUUUGUUUCGGUGGUGCCCUGAAGUCACUGGAGGUGAUAUUUUGAAUUUGUUGAUAAAUGUCGCCAAUAUCAGUGUGGGCCCGUACAUGUUAUGCCUGCUCGGUGCGAUACUUUUCCACUGCGCGAAGUAUGCACACUGCUUUCCUGUGCGCAUGGAGUGUCAGAGGUAUACUGGACCUUCAAGGUCCGAGCAACUGACGAUGUCCAACAAUCUCUUGCUGAAGGAAAAGGCAGAGUUCAACCCAGCGCAUCUGGAUCAUCCGAGAAUCAAAGUCCAGCCAGUUUCCGCCUUGGCCUGGCCCUGGCAAGCGCCGGGGCUUUACCAGAGCGUGGCCCUGAUGCUGCUGGAUGUUGGCCUAGAUGCAAACACCAUAGGCAUUUUCCUUUUCUCCCAGGACUAUUUCUUCGCACUCGUCAUGAGUUUCGUGGUGACUCGCAGCUGCUUCAAGCAGAUGUGCCUCAUCCCACCAUGGCGGCUCCGAGCGAUGAAGGCCAGUGUGCGCCGUGGAAUCUUGCGCCAAGAUGUCCUGGACUUUCUUGAAGAAGAAAAACGCUCAGAAGCUUUCUUCUGCGCUUGCAUCACGGCCUACUCGGCUUGGUUUAAUUCCCGAACAGCAGGUCAGCUGUUGCUGCAGUUCUUGAGCGCCUUCCUGAGCAUGUACAUGUUUGCGGGCUACGUCGUGCAGUCAGUCGACAUGGCACUGCCGACACAGCCCGAGGGUACUCAUGCAGACUUCGCGAAUGACCUGGUGCAAGUAGUGGGACAUCCGACCUUGGCCCAGGAGGUGGAUGAGACAUCGCUCUGUGUCAUCCCGGAGUCAAAGGCACCAGGCCCCUCAAGCCAGGCCCAAGAGUCUGCGGGGCCCGAGAAAGUGGCAGAGGUUGCGGAGGCAGACACAGCAUUGGCGAAGGACCCUGCAACACGCUGCACCAUUCCAAGCGAGCGAUGCUCAGCUUGGGACUUUACCGCUUUUGGAGCAGAGAACAACAAGAAGGUCAAGCGGCCGACGGUGCGCGCCGCCUCCGGGUCGAAGGACGUGAUGCCCAUGGCAGAACCUGAGCAGAAGGAGGAGAAGUGUCAGGAAGAUGACGCGGUUGAUGUGAAACUGCCCGGUUUCCCAACGGAUGCCUCUGGGUCACACCGGCCAGCGACGAUCGAGAAGGACUUGAGUCCGAAGGACGACAAAGCCAAGAAACAGAAAAUGAAGAAGAAGCGUUUGAAGCAGGAAGUAGCAACGGAGAAAGCCCCGAAGAGCAGCAAGGCGCCUCUUCAGAACAUGUGUCAAUGA
Symbiodinium necroappetens is the source of this 2679-nucleotide messenger RNA. Lineage: Eukaryota; Dinophyceae; Suessiales; Symbiodiniaceae. The record is from the annotation of a GenBank genome assembly.